This is a messenger RNA of Heterocephalus glaber (naked mole-rat), 12920 nucleotides long. The record is from RefSeq and is a predicted model, not a curated record. NCBI's taxonomy places the organism in Eukaryota, Metazoa, Chordata, Mammalia, Rodentia, Bathyergidae.
GUGGCCCUUGGCACCUGACACUGUCACAAGAGGGAGAGAGUGAUGAUCUCUCCUUAGUACAUCAGAGCAUUCAAAGGCCCUCAGUGUGACUAUUAAAAACAACAACAACGACUACCUAAAGAGAUUUCACUGACUGCAGAGUAGGACUUCCUGUCUGGUGCUUAGAGGAGUUUGGGUUAGGUUUAGUCAGAUCCUCUCAUGGGAAAAAUAAAAGGCACCAAAAAAAAAAAGAAAGAAAAAGAAAAACACAGGACAUCCCAGUGUGCAGUUCGCAGGCUGCUUUUGUCGCUCACUUCCUCCACGUCUUCGCCCUGGUCUUAGCAGCUGUAGGUGAUGAGCGGCCCUGCAGCUACCGCCUUGCGUUGGAAAAAGUGCAAAUUGGAUUUCCCCGGGCAGGCGGCUCUCCAGGCUUGCAGGCGAUUACCAGAUGAACACAAUGAUGUGCAGAAGAAAACCUUUACCAAAUGGAUAAACACUCGAUUUUCAAAGAGUGGGAAGCCACCCAUCAAUGAUAUGUUCACUGACCUCCAAGAUGGCAGGAAGCUACUAGAUCUUCUGGAAGGCCUCACAGGGACAUCACUGACAAAGGAACGUGGUUCCACAAGGGUACAUGCUUUAAAUAAUGUCAACAGAGUGCUGCAGGUUUUACAUCAGAACAGUGUGGAAUUAGUGAACAUAGGAGGAACAGACAUUGUAGAUGGGAACCACAAACUGACCUUGGGGCUACUUUGGAGCAUCAUUCUGCACUGGCAGGUGAAGGACGUCAUGAAGGACGUCAUGUCCGACCUGCAGCAGACCAACAGCGAGAAGAUCCUGCUGAGCUGGGUGCGGCAGACCACGCGGCCCUACAGCCUGGUCAAUGUCAUCAACUUCACCACCAGCUGGGCCGACGGACUGGCCUUCAAUGCCGUGCUCCACCGGCACAAACCUGAUCUCUUCAGCUGGGAUAGAGUUGUCAAAAUGUCCCCAAUUGAGAGACUUGAGCAUGCCUUCAACAAAGCUCAGACUUAUUUGGGAAUUGAAAAGCUGUUAGAUCCUGAAGAUGUUGCUGUUCAGCUCCCUGACAAGAAAUCCAUUAUUAUGUAUUUAACAUCUUUGUUUGAGGUGCUACCUCAGCAAGUCACGAUAGAUGCCAUCCGAGAGGUAGAGACGCUCCCCCGGAAAUAUAAGAAAGAAUGUGAAGAGGACGAAAUUAAUAUACAGAGGACAGCAGCGGCGGAGGAGCGGGAGAGUCCCGGAGCGGGCACCCCCAGCACUGUCGCCGAGGUCGACAUGGAUCUGGACAGCUACCAGGUGGCGCUGGAGGAGGUGCUGACCUGGUUGCUGUCUGCGGAGGACACUUUCCAGGAACAGGAUGACAUUUCUGACGAUGUCGAAGAGGUCAAAGAGCAGUUUGCCACCCAUGAAGCUUUCAUGAUGGAGCUGACUGCACAUCAGAGCAGUGUGGGGAGUGUCCUGCAGGCGGGCAACCAGCUGAUAACACAGGGUGCUCUGUCGGAUGAAGAGGAGUUUGAGGUUCAGGAACAGAUGACCCUACUGAACGCUAGAUGGGAGGCUCUGAGGGUGGAGAGCAUGGAGCGGCAGUCCCGGUUGCAUGACAUCCUGAUGGAACUGCAGAAGAAGCAGCUGCAGCAGCUGUCGGCCUGGCUGACCCUCACAGAAGAGCGCAUUCAGAAGAUGGAAACCUGUCCCCUGGAUGACAACUUAGAAUCCCUGCAAAAACUCCUCGAAGAACAUAAAAGUUUGCAAAAUGAUCUUGAGGCUGAGCAGAUGAAGGUAAAUUCCUUAACUCACAUGGUGGUAAUUGUGGAUGAGAACAGUGGCGAGAGUGCUACAGCUCUUCUGGAAGAUCAGCUACAGAAACUUGGCGAGCGAUGGACAGCUGUGUGCCGUUGGACUGAGGAACGCUGGAACCGAUUGCAAGAAAUCAAUAUAUUGUGGCAGGAAUUAUUGGAACAACAGUGCUUGCUGAAAGCUUGGCUCACUGAAAAAGAAGAGGCUUUGAAUAAAGUCCAGACAAGCAAUUUUAAAGACCAGAAGGAACUAAGUGUCAGCGUUCGACGUCUGGCCAUUUUGAAGGAAGACAUGGAAAUGAAGCGUCAAACUUUGGAUCAGCUGAGCGAAAUUGGCCAAGAUGUGGGCCAAUUACUUGACAACCCCAGGGUGUCCAAGAAGAUGCACGGUGACUCGGAGGAGCUGACUCAGAGAUGGGAUUCUUUGGUGCAGAGGCUAGAAGACUCCUCCAACCAGGUGACUCAGGCUGUGGCGAAGCUAGGGAUGUCCCAGAUACCUCAGAAGGAUCUUUUGGAGACUGUUCGUGUAAGAGAACAAGUAACCACCAAAAAGUCGAAGCAGGAGCUGCCUCCCCCUCCUCCCCCCAAGAAGAGACAGAUCCACGUGGACACUGAAUCCAAAAAAAAGUUUGAUGCUGUAAGUGCCGAGCUGCUGAACUGGGUUUUGAAAUCCAAGACUGCCAUUCAGGCCACAGAGAUAAAAGAGUAUGAGAAGAUGCAAGAGACUUCAGAAAUGAAAAAGAAGUUGAAGGAAUUUGAAAAAGAACAAACAGAAAGAAGCCCCCAGGUGGAUGAAUUAAACCAAACCGGACAAAUCCUUUUGGAGCAAAUGGGAAAAGAAGGUCUUUCAACAGAUGAAAUAAAAAAUGUUCUGGAGAAGAUUUUAUCAGAGUGGAAGACUAUAUCUCAGCAUCUGGAAGAUCUGACAAGAAAGGUUAAGGUUCAGGAAGAUAUGAACGCUUAUUUUAAGCAACUCGAUGAACUUGAAAAGAUCAUAAAGACGAAGGAGGAGUGGGUGCAGCAACACACACCCUUUUCUCAGUCUUCGCAGAGUUCCUUGCCUAGUUUGGAGGCCUCCUGUCAGAGGGAGCUGACAUACCUCCUGGACCUCCAGCCCAGAAUCGAGACGGUGCGGAUGAGCUGCUCUGCCCUCCAGUCCGAGCCUUCCAUCCCAGGGUUUGUCCAGGCGGACUUCCAUGACCUCGUGGUCCGCCUCCAGGCUGUGAGGGUGGUUUUACAACGUCAUCAGCAACAGCUGGCCAAGGAAAGGAAGAGCCAACCUGGACGUGAAUAUUUGGCAACACUGAAAGCACUGAAAGACGUGCUAAAUGAUGUAGAACACAAGGCCCAGACCUCUCUCAGUGUCCUCAGUGAUCCCGCAGAGGUGGAGAAGGCCCUACACGGAAGAAAGGCCCUUAGUGAAAUCCUUGAGAAGCAAAAACCUACAUUACAUAAGCUUACAGAAGAAACAAAGAGUUUGGAGAAAAACGUGCUUCCUGAUAUAGAAAAAACGUACAGGCAAGAAUUUGAUGGUGCCCGAGAACAGUGGAACAAACUAAAGGCCACAGUUUCCGAGGAUCUAUGUUUGCUUGAAGAAACGGCCUCCAAACUGAGAACUUUUGAGGCUGAUUCAGGAGUCACUGGGAAGUGGCUGGUGGAUGUGAAAGACUUCUUAACAGAAGAGCAGGCUGCCCAAGGCGAUGACGCUGGUCUGCAGAGGCAGCUUGGCCAGUGCUCUGCAUUUCUUAAUGAAAUAGAAAUAAUCGAAUCAUCUCUGAAAAACAUGAAAGAAAUAGAGACUCACCUUCGAAGCUGUCCAGUUGCUGGGAUCAAAACUUGGGUGCAGACAAGGCUAGUUGACUACCAAACCCAACUGGAGAAAUUUAGCAAGGAGAUUGUUAUUCAAAGAAAUAGGUUGUCUGAAAGUCAGGAAAAAACCAUGAACCUGAAGAAAGACUUGGCAGAGAUGCAGGAGUGGAUGUCCCAGGCUGAAGAGGAACACCUGGAGAGGGACUUUGAGUACAAGUCACCAGAAGAGCUAGAGAGUGCUGUGGAAGAGAUGAAGAGGGCGAAAGAGGAUGUGUUACAGAAGGAGGUCAGAGUGAAGAUUCUCAAGGACAACAUCAAAUUAUUAGCUGCUAAGGUGCCCUCUGGUGGCCAGGAGUUGACAUCUGAGCUGAAUGUGGUGCUGGAGAAUUACCAACUUCUUUGCAAUAGAAUCCGAGGAAAGUGCCACACCCUAGAGGAGGUCUGGUCGUGCUGGAUCGAGCUGCUUCACUAUUUGGAUCUUGAAACCACCUGGUUAAACACAUUGGAAGAGCGGGUCAAGAGCACAGAGGCUCUGCCCGAGAAGACGGAUGCUGUCAGCGAAGCCCUAGAGGCUCUUGAAUCUGUUCUGCGCCACCCAGGGGAUAAUCGCACCCAGAUCCGGGAACUUGGCCAGACACUGAUUGAUGGAGGGAUCCUCGAUGAUAUAAUCAGUGAGAAACUGGAGGCUUUCAACAGCCGCUAUGAAGAUCUCAGUCACCUGGCGGAGAGCAAGCAGAUUUCUUUGGAAAAGCAGCUGCAGGUCCUGCGGGAAACUGACCACAUGCUUCAGGUGCUGCAGGAGAGCUUAGGGGAACUGGAUAAGCAGCUCACCUCCUACCUGACAGAUAGGAUAGAUGCUUUCCAAGUUCCACAGGAAGCUCAGAAAAUCCAAGCAGAGAUCUCAGCCCACGAGCUCACUCUGGAGGAGUUGAGGAAGAACCUACGCUCUCAGCCUCCUACCUCUCCGGAGGGCAGGACUGCUAGAGGAGGAAGCCAGAUGGAUGUGCUUCAGAGGAAACUUCGAGAGGUGUCCACAAAAUUCCAGCUCUUCCAGAAACCUGCUAACUUUGAGCAGCGCAUGCUGGACUGCCAGCGCGUGCUGGAUGGGGUGAAAGCUGAGCUUCACGUCCUGGAGGUGAAGGAUGUGGACCCCGAGGUCGUCCAGAUGCACCUGGAGAAGUGCAUGAAACUGUAUAAAACUCUGAGUGAAGUCAAACUUGAAGUGGAGACUGUUAUCAAAACAGGAAGGCACAUUGUCCAGAAGCAGCAAACCGACAACCCUAAGGGCAUGGACGAGCAGCUGACUUCCCUGAAGGUCCUUUAUAACGAGCUGGGUGCACAGGUGACAGAAAGCAAGCAGGAUCUGGAAAGAGCUUCGCAGCUGGCCCGGAAGGUGAAGAAGGAGGCCGCCUCUCUCUCUGAAUGGCUCUCUGCUACCGAGGCCGACUUGGUGCAGAAGUCCACGUCAGAAGGUGUGCUGGGUGACUUGGACACCGAGAUCUCCUGGGCGAAAAAUGUUCUGAAGGAUCUGGAGAAGAGGAAAGCUGACUUAAGCGCCAUCACAGAGAGCAGCGCUGCCCUCCAGGCCCUGAUCCUGGGCAGUGGGCCCCUGUUCCAGGAGAGGCUGUGUUUGCUCAAUGCUGGGUGGAGUCGGGUUCGCACCUGGACUGAGGAUUGGUGCAACACCUUGAUGAACCAUCAGAACCAGCUGGAAAUAUUUGAUGGAAAUGUUGCUCACAUAAGUACCUGGCUUUAUCAAGCUGAAGCUCUAUUGGAUGAGAUUGAAAAAAAACCAGCGAGUAAACGGGAGGAAAUCGUGAAGCGUCUACUAUCUGAGCUGGACGACGCCAGGCUCCAGGUUGAAAAUGCCCACGAUCAAGCCACUAUUUUGAUGAAUGCACGUGGAAGCUCAAGCAGGGAGCUUGUGGAACCAAAAUUAGCUGAACUGGAUAGAAACUUUGAAAAAGUAUCUCAACACAUCAAAAGUGCCAAAUUGCUAAUUGACCAGGAACCCACAUCCUACCAGUAUGUGGUCACCACUGAAGAAUUUGAAGCUGCUAUGCCUUUCUCUGACUUGGAUAAACUAGAAAAGGAUGUAGAAAGUAUGUUAAAAAUUGUGGAAAAACACUUGGAAUACAGUGAUGGCAAUGAAGAGAUGGAUGAAGAGAGAGCCCAGAUUGAGGAAGUUCUACAAAGAGGAGAACAAAUGUUACGUCAACCUAUGGAGGAUAAUAAGAAAGAAAAGAUCCGUUUGCAGUUGUUACUUUUGCAUACAAGAUACCACAAAAUUAAGACACUUCACAUUUAUAUACCUGCUGACUCCUGGUGCAUUCUGAAGCCUCUGACCCAGUUGGCCUUGCAGAACGACAGGCCCUGUUAUGUAAUGGAGGAAGCAGCACAGGAUCCCUGGCUUGUCGUAGUCACUGAGGCCAUCCCCAUUCAACAGAGGAAAACAAGCCAACUCACUUCUGGGAUUAGAUCAUCUCUCCCCCCAAAUUAUCUGGUUGAAAUUAACAAAAUAUUACUUGCCAUGGAUGGUGUUGAAUUAUCCCUUAAUGUUCCUGAACUAAACACCACUGUCUAUGAAGAUUUCUCCUUUCAGGAAGACUCUCUGAAGACCAUCAAAGACCAACUGGACAGACUUGGAGAGCAGAUCGCAGUUGUUCAUGAGAAGCAGCCUGAUGUCAUCCUGGAAGCCUCCGGGCCUGAAGCCAUCCAGAUCAGAGACAUGUUGUCUCAGCUGAAUGCCAAGUGGGACAGAGUUAACAGAAUGUACAGUGAUCGGAAAGGUCACUUCGAUAGGGCCAUGGAAGAAUGGAGACAGUUCCACUGUGACCUUAAUGACCUCACGCAGUGGGUAACGGAAGCGGAAGAGAUACUGCUCGAUACUUGUGCUCCGGACGGCAGCCUGGAUCUGGAGAAGGCUAGGACUCAUCAGCAGGAGCUUGAGGAGGGCGUCAGCAGCCACCAGCUCAGCGUGGUCACGGUCAACCAGAUCGGGGAUGGGAUUGUGCAGAAACUGCCCCCUGAGGACGGGGGCUUCCUGAAAGACAAGCUGGCAGGUUUGAACCAGCGCUGGAGUGUGAUCCUGGCCCAAGUGAAGGCUCGGCAGCCCAGGCUAAAAGGAGAAAGUAAGCAGGUGGUGGAGUACAGGAAAAAGCUGGAUGAGAUUGUCUGCUGGCUACCCAAGGCCGAGAAGGCUGUGCAGCAGAGGCUGCCCAGCGAGCUGGAGCUGGAGGAAACCCUGCGGAGAUGGAGAGACUUAAGGCAAGAGUUGGAAGCACAGGAGGAAAAGCUCAAAUGGCUGAAUCGAACUGAAGUGGAAGUGCUUGCAGAUAAGAGCCUGAGCUUACAUGAAAGAGAUAAACUUUCAGAAAGUUUAAGAAGUGUAAAUGUGACAUGGAAUAAGAUCUGCAGAGAAGUACCCAGCACAGUGAAGGAAACUACCCAGGAGGCCUCCUCUGUUUCACAGUCAUGGAUUGCUGCUCAUCCUAGUGUCCAAAAGGUGGUGCUAGUCUCAUCUGCGUUUGAUGUUCCUGUUCAGUCUCCUCGCAGCUCUGAAAUGUCAGUUCCUGCUGAUCUGGAUCAAACAAUAACAGAACUCGCCGACUGGCUGGUAUUGAUUGACCAGAUGUUGAAGUCUAACAUUGUCACAGUUGGUGAUGUGGAAGAGAUCAAUAAGACAGUUUCCCGAAUGAAAAUUACAAAGGCUGACUUAGAGCAACGCCAUCCUCAGCUCGAUUUUGUUUUUACGCUGGCGCAGAAUUUGAAAAACAAAGCUUCCAGUUCAGAUGUGAGGACAGCAAUCACAGAAAAAUUGGAAAAGGUAAAGACGCGCUGGGACAGCACACAGCACGGUGUUGACCUCCGCCGCCAGCAGCUGGAGGCCAUGGUCCUGGACAGCCUCCGGUGGGAGGACCACAGGGAGGAGACGGAGGAGCUGAUGAGGAAGUUCGAGGCCCGGCUCUACAUGCUGCAGCAAGCCCGGAGGGACCCCCUUGUCAAGCAAGUUUCUGACAACCAUCUGUUGCUUCAAGAACUGGGUCCUGGUGACAGUAUCGUCAUGGCAUUUGAUAAUGUCCUGCAGAAACUGCUGGAAGAUUAUGCUAGUGAUGACAUAAGAAAUGUGAAGGAAACCACUGAGUACUUAAAAACAUCGUGGAUCAAUCUAAAACAAAGCAUCGCUGAUAGACAGAGUGCCCUGGAGGCUGAGCUGAGGACAGUGCAGGCCUCACGCCGGGACCUGGACCACUUCCUGAAGUGGGUGCAGGAGGCAGAGGCCAUGAUGAAUGUGCUGGCAGAUGCCUCUCAGCGGGAAAAUGCACUUCAGGAUGUCAUCCUGGCCCGGGAGCUCAGACAGCAGCUGCAGGACAUCCAGGCAGAAAUUGAUGCCCAUAAUGACAUAUUUAAAAGCAUUGAUGGAAACAGGCAGAAGAUGGUAAAAGCUCUGGGGAAUUCUGAGGAGGCUACUAUGCUUCAACAUCGACUGGAUGAUAUGAACCAAAGAUGGAAUGACUUGAAAGCAAAAUCUGCUAGCAUCAGGGCCCAUUUGGAGGCCAGUGCUGAGAAGUGGAACAGGUUACUGGCGUCUUUAGAAGAACUGAUCAAGUGGCUGAAUAUGAAAGAUGAAGAGCUUAAAAAACAAAUGCCCAUUGGUGGAGAUGUUCCCGCCUUACAGCUCCAAUACGACCAUUGUAAAGCACUGAGACGUGAGUUAAAGGAGAAAGAAUAUUCAGUCUUGAAUGCUGUAGACCAAGCUCGAGUUUUCCUGGCUGAUCAGCCAAUUGAGGCCCCUGAAGAACCACAAAGAAACCUGCAAUCAAAAACAGAAUUGACUCCUGAAGAGAGGGCCCAAAAGAUUGCCAAGGCCAUGCGCAAACAGUCUUCUGAAGUCAAGGAGAAGUGGGAAAGCCUCAAUGCUGUUACUAGCAAUUGGCAAAAGCAAGUAGACAAAGCAUUGGAGAAACUCCGGGACCUGCAAGGUGCCAUGGAUGAUCUGGAUGCUGACCUGAAGGAGGCAGAGGCCGUGCGCAACGGCUGGAAGCCCGUGGGGGACUUGCUCAUCGACUCGCUGCAGGAUCACAUCGAAAAGACCCUGGCAUUUAGAGAAGAAAUUGCACCAAUCAACUUAAAAGUUAAAGCAGUGAAUGAUCUGUCCAGCCAGCUCUCUCCUCUGGAUCUGCAUCCAUCUCUAAAGAUGUCUCGACAGCUGGAUGACCUUAACAUGCGAUGGAAACUUCUCCAGGUUUCUGUGGAUGAUCGCCUUAAACAGCUUCAAGAAGCUCACAGAGAUUUUGGACCAUCAUCCCAGCAUUUUCUCUCUAAUGGAGAAAGGAGUGCUUGCAUUUCAGAAAGACAGGGAGAGCUGUUGACCAGGCAACUUGCUGAACUAGUAUCCAGAAGACCCGGGAUCACAUUGGAACUCCAACCUUCAGUCCAGCUGCCAUGGCAGAGAUCCAUCUCACAUAAUAAAGUGCCCUAUUACAUCAAUCAUCAAACACAGACGACCUGCUGGGAUCAUCCUAAGAUGACUGAACUAUUUCAAUCCCUUGCUGACCUGAAUAAUGUACGUUUCUCUGCCUACCGCACAGCGAUCAAAAUCCGAAGACUACAAAAAGCACUAUGCUUGGAUCUCUUAGAGUUGAAUACAACAAAUGAAGUUUUCAAACAGCACAAGCUGAACCAAAAUGACCAGCUGCUAAGUGUCCCAGAUGUCAUCAACUGCCUGACAACCACUUACGACGGGCUCGAGCAAAUGCACAAGGACCUGGUCAACGUCCCACUCUGUGUGGACAUGUGUCUCAACUGGCUGCUCAAUGUGUAUGAUACGGGUCGGACUGGAAAAAUUAGAGUGCAGAGUCUGAAGAUUGGAUUGACGUCCCUCUCUAAAGGUCUCUUAGAAGAAAAAUACAGAUAUCUCUUUAAUGAGGUGGCGGGGCCUACGGAGAUGUGUGACCAGAGGCAGCUCGGCCUGUUACUCCAUGAUGCCAUCCAGAUUCCUCGGCAGCUGGGGGAAGUGGCAGCUUUUGGAGGCAGUAACAUUGAGCCGAGUGUCCGCAGCUGCUUCCAGCAGAAUAACAACAAGCCAGAGAUAAGUGUGAAAGAGUUUAUAGAUUGGAUGCGUUUGGAACCACAGUCCAUGGUUUGGCUACCAGUUCUGCAUCGAGUAGCAGCAGCUGAGACUGCAAAACAUCAGGCCAAAUGCAACAUCUGCAAAGAAUGUCCCAUUGUGGGAUUCAGAUAUCGGAGCCUAAAGCAUUUUAACUAUGACGUCUGCCAGAGUUGCUUUUUUUCGGGUCGAACAGCAAAAGGUCACAAAUUACAUUACCCAAUGGUGGAAUAUUGCAUACCUACAACAUCUGGGGAAGAUGUGAGAGACUUCACAAAGGUGCUGAAGAACAAAUUUAGAUCAAAGAAAUACUUUGCCAAACACCCUCGGCUUGGCUACCUGCCUGUCCAGACAGUUCUCGAAGGUGACAACUUAGAGACUCCUAUCACCCUCAUCAGUAUGUGGCCCGAGCACUAUGACCCCUCGCAGUCCCCUCAGCUCUUCCACGAUGACACCCACUCAAGGAUAGAACAGUACGCCACACGACUGGCCCAGAUGGAACGGACCAACGGGUCUUUCCUCACCGAUAGCAGCUCUACUACAGGAAGUGUGGAGGACGAGCACGCCCUCAUCCAGCAGUAUUGCCAGACUCUUGGAGGCGAGUCCCCGGUGAGCCAGCUGCAGAGUCCGGCUCAGAUCCUGAAGUCUGUGGAAAGGGAAGAGCGUGGAGAGCUGGAGCGUAUUAUUGCAGACCUGGAGGAAGAACAGAGGAAUCUGCAGGUGGAAUAUGAGCAGCUGAAGGAGCAGCACCUGAGAAGGGGGCUUCCUGUCGGUUCACCUCCAGACUCGAUUGUAUCUCCCCAUCACACCGCAGAGGACUCAGAGCUUAUAGCAGAAGCAAAACUCCUUCGGCAGCACAAAGGUCGGCUGGAGGCGAGGAUGCAGAUUUUAGAAGAUCACAAUAAACAGCUGGAGUCUCAGCUGCACCGCCUGCGGCAGCUGCUGGAGCAGCCAGAAUCUGAUUCCCGAAUCAAUGGUGUCUCCCCAUGGGCUUCGCCGCAGCAUUCUGCACUGAGCUGCGCACUGGCCCCAGACCCAGGCCAGCAGUUCCACCAAGCAGCGGCAGAGGACCUGCUGGCCCCACCCCAUGACACUGACACAGACCUCACAGAGGUCAUGGAGCAGAUCAACAACACAUUUCCAUCUUGCUGUGCAAAUGUCCCCAGCAGACCACAGGCCAUGUGAAGUGUUCACCCGCCAGCCAACAUUUCCUGACAGCCAGUGUUUCCCUUUUCUUCGCAAUGCCAAUUCCAAGUUCCAUUUAACCUGAAGCUCCAUGCCUCCUUGACACAUGCUGUUGAGCGUUGGCUGUGUGUUCUACUGAAGGAGUAAAACACUGACUCUCCAAAGAGAAAAGGAUAUUUUGUUUUUAUAUCAACCAUAUAUUAUUGUUUUCUUCUUCCCUUUCUAUGCAACUGUAAAUUAAUGAACAGAGAGGUAUUUGGAAAUGGUAAUACACUUGUCACCGAUUUGUAUAAUGUAUACGGCAUUGGGAAGGUGGGUGGGGGCUUUCUAAUAUGAUUCUGUCUUUUUAAUACCCAUGACAAACAUUUCAUAAGAAUUAGAAGAUCACUUCACAUUUUUACAUUCCUUCUGCUGCUCCUGUUAACCUUGUACAAUGACUUUGUUUAUUUCUUUGACUCUUUUACCAUUGUUUGGUUAUUUAUAAUUCAUCACCUAUAUGACCAAAUGGAUUCCAUGUAUUUGUUCCCAUAAUUUGGCCAAAUUAGAAAGUUCAUACAUUUCAAUCAAAUAUUUAAUAUAUAUAUAUACAUAUAUAUAAAUAUAUGUAUAUAUAACAGCUCUGAGUAUACUGUUUAACUUUAUUUGACAUCAUACACUUAUUUCUUUAGUGAUAACCGCGUUAAAAAUCAUGUGGGCCUAAAUGGCAUGUCUAUUAGAAUAUUUCCCCCACUUUUUAUUCCUUUUUCUAUGUAAGUAGGUCUUGAUUUCUUUAUUUAUUUCACACCCCAGUCCAUAUGAUUGAGUGCAUUAUAAUAAUCUCAAAGAUCAUUUUACCAAAGUUUGCCCAUGUAAGCACAUUUUUAUUUUGACACAGAAACAAAACUUGGUACGUUUCCUAUCCGCGGGUCUUUGAUUUUUAUCAUAAAAUACACAGCAGACCUUUACCUACCACGAGACACGAGCACAUCAUUGUCUUGAGUUCCUUUUAAAGAGAAUUUUAUUGUUGUUUUUGUAUUUUCAACUCCUGUAUAAAUCUUGUGACUUCUAGUUGCUUUCUUUCUGAGAGCAGUCACAAAUUUAGUGCAUGUGUCAUUUUACCUUUUGGAUGGAUGAACAGAUGUCUUAAAUUCCUGUCACUUGAUCAGUAUAUUUGGGAAAGAUGUUUUUCAAACGCCCAUGCCACAACUUCUACCGAAGAAUGAAAUUAAUGCUUAGAUGGUUGUACCACUGGCUCAUCCGUUGCGUGCAUUCGAUUUAGGUAUAUGGUCCCAUUCUUUUAUUUAACAUUUAAUGGAUUCAUUGAAAACAUUUUACGUAAUUACCAAAUGUAGUGAAACCAAAAAUAAAAAUGAAAAUAAUGUGUUUUGAUUCAAGCACAUCUGCUUUUAAAACAUCAGGACAUUGUAACUUUGGGUUCUCUUUCACUGAGAUUUGGCCAAGAAGGAGGCUUGAAGUUAGAAAUUGUUAUUCUUUUAGAAUAGUUUGGGUGGGUUGGGGGGAAAGGGUGUCUAUUUGCAGCAUAGAUAUUUUGAGAAGAAGAAAAAUGUUUUAUAUAAGAGGAAAGCCAUGACUGACCACCUUUCUACCUCAAAUCCAUCUUCCUCCAUCCUGUUGGAAACAGCUUUAUGCCGCUGCAGUCUGCAAAGUGUAGAGCUUUUAUCAGGCCAUAUGAUACCCAAGAAAGCACCUAUUUAAUGAAAAAAAAAAAUUCCCGGAACGCUGAACUCCAGGUUGUAGAUUUGGUGUUUUCCUUGUUAUUACUUUGAGAAGUCAUGUGUUAAUUUUUUCUGCCUGUAUUUGUACGCAAGAUGUUCUCUAUCUGCUAUUACAGAAAAGCUACAUGAAACACUACAUUGUAACCUUCUAAAUAAUAAUAAAAAGAAAUAUAUUACAGUAGCAACAAUGGGAAAUAAGUAUAUUGUUCUUUUGAAAUAUGUGGUAAAAAGCUAAUCAUAGAAUAUCAUCUAAUCUGGUUACAUGUUGUAUUUUUCAUCCUGAAUAAAAGUAAUUUUAACACAGAAUGA